Alternaria incomplexa is the source of this 1953-nucleotide messenger RNA. RefSeq lists its product as uncharacterized. The coding region runs from base 1 to 1953 and encodes 650 amino acids. Lineage: Eukaryota; Fungi; Ascomycota; Dothideomycetes; Pleosporales; Pleosporaceae. The record is from RefSeq and is a predicted model, not a curated record. The transcript is spliced from 2 exons.
AUGUCCUUCCUCCACAACCUUUUCAGUUCACCCGCUAAAUAUACACCUGCCAAGAAGCGCAAUAUCCCAGAAACACCGACCCCGCGCUCGAGUGAGAAGAGGAAGAGAGACGCGUAUGAUCCGGAGGAAUACCAGAAUGCUGUUUACGCGGGUGCGGGGGCGGUGACGGUGAGUGGAGAUGAUGGGUAUGAGAUGGAUGAGGAUGAGCUGGAUGAGCUGGAUGAGGUGGAGGCGGCAGCGCACCAACUUCAAGACGAAGCUGAAGUUGUGAUUGCUGGUGAGGAGGAAGAUGACGAUGAAGAUGACGAUGACGACACCCGGCCGUAUGCGACUCCAAAAUCCGUGCGCAAACUUUCGCGCGAUUUGUACGCUGCUCUGGAAGCGCGGAGUCCUGGUAGGACAGGAACACACGACAAAGCAGGGAAGACGCUGGCUGGUACGAGCACCAAAGUAGCAAUCUCGCCGUCGCCGUCGCCGUCGAUAUGCACAGGCAGCGAGACCGAGAACGAAGAAAACGAAGGCGAAGCGAUCGAUCACAUAGAUUGGUCCAGCAGCGACGACGACUUACAACUAUCGUUCUCCCCUACCACUUCGUCGGCCGGGCUAGACGUGACUAGUACUGGCGAGAUCGAAGUAGAAGUGGACAGACUCAAACACAAGCCUGUUGGCAAACAACAUAGACCACGGGCUGGGGCUGGAAGAUUAAAUACGACUACCACGCGGCACACAGCAACGAGACCUUCAACCUCAUCCAUCACACCACCGCCACCGCAACCACCACAAUCCCACCGCACCAUGCCCUCACAUACCACCACCCACCCCCAAGGUUUUGAAAACCCACGCGAUUGGCACGAAAAGACGCCGGAGGAGAAGUGGGAUACACAACCCAACCUACGCGCCCGCGAACUAAGCUCUUCACCCCACCGAAUCCGCGCAGAACUACCCUCAGAACCAGACUACGCCUUCCGCGACGCGGAGGUAAGGGAUGGAUUGUGGGGUCUCAUGUCCUCCAUCGAAGACUUUGCUGAGGAAUAUUUUUCGAAGGGUGCGCAUGCCGGGCAUACGACCAUGACCGCCGACGGCGACAGAUUCGUGCACAAGAUGUUCUUUGAGAGUUUCGACCGGAAUGCGCGGUAUGCAACAACCAUCCUUGCCCACCUCCCCACACCGACAUCCCUCCCUUACAACUUCAACGCCCACGUCAACACCAUCAUCGGAGCACUAUGGACGCACCUCUCGCCCCUCCUCACCCUAGCUCACCCACCUACAUACCCCGCCUCCACACCCCUCCCCAUCCCACCUCCUUCACUCAGCUCCGUCUUCGCAGACCUCCGCCGCCUCACCGUUUCCGCCGGCAUCCUCUCCCUGCACAUGCACCUCGACCCGCACACAGCAUACCACCACGUCCCGCUCUUCAAAGAAGAUAACUACGAUUCAUCGAUUAUGGAGUGUUGGAACGAUGGGCCUAUGAGACAACGGAAUAUGCGGAAUAAAUACGAAGACGUAGACGAGGAUGAGCAGAAGCGGCGUGAUGCGUUGAGCGAAACCGAGAAGAGGCGUGCGAGGGGUGAUACGGCGUUGACGCAAAUUAUAUGUUUUAACGGUGUGACUGCGUGUCGGAAAGGUGGAUGGGAGAAUGGUUCGUCUACCGCUAGCAAUCCCGUCUACGAGAAAGCGGAGUAUAAGAAUAUGGGUGUACGCGUAAGAGUGCUUACGCAAGGAUUGGUGUACUGUCGCUGGGGACGGGCGCUCAGUUCGCAGAAGACUGCUGAGAUGGAUAAUGAGACGGGGAAGAAGAUACAUGGGGAUGCGUGGAGACAGGGUGGGUUCAUGCAAUUUACGGAUGUGGAGGGUGUGUUUGAUUGGUUGGGGGUGGAGAGGAAGGAGAAGGCGGAUGCGAGGAAGGCUGUUUUGGAGAGGAUGGCUGGGAGGGCGGACGCUGGUGCAGGCUGA